This is a messenger RNA of Callorhinchus milii (elephant shark), 1105 nucleotides long. RefSeq names its product suppressor of cytokine signaling 1a (gene socs1a). The transcript is spliced from 2 exons. Gene Ontology annotation, biological process: intracellular signal transduction; phosphatidylinositol phosphate biosynthetic process. Gene Ontology annotation, molecular function: 1-phosphatidylinositol-3-kinase regulator activity. Gene Ontology annotation, cellular component: phosphatidylinositol 3-kinase complex. The record is from RefSeq and is a predicted model, not a curated record. NCBI's taxonomy places the organism in Eukaryota, Metazoa, Chordata, Chondrichthyes, Chimaeriformes, Callorhinchidae. The coding region runs from base 266 to 886 and encodes 206 amino acids.
GACACCGACACCGGGACCGGGACCGGGGGAGAGGUUGUGGUAUAACUACUAAAGGAGCCGAAGGGGUAUUUUUGUUAAACAAAGUCCUUCCCCGGUGUGUGUGUGUGUGUGUGUGUGUGUUUGCACAGUGCAGUGCCCGGAGCGGCGCUGAGCGGCAGUUGUUCCGAUCACAGCGAUCGUUUUUGAUGCAGAAGAGGACUGCUGUUCUGCACUGCAAAGAGGCUGCUAGCGAUGGGAGCCCACCCCAGCUGGUGGUUGCUGUAGGAUGGUGGCGGACAGUGAUCUGACUGACAGAGCCGCCAAUGCCAGAGAGCGACUGCAGCCUCAGAUAGUGGAGGUCGCGGAGGCCGGAGCCCAGCCUGGACAGCCUGGAGAGCCGCGGGACGGGGCCAGACACCAGCCGCAAACUCACUUCUCGACGUUCAGGUCUAUGGAUGAUUACCUCAUUGUCAACAGGGCAUCCAGGUACCUGGAGGCCAGUGGGUUUUACUGGGGGCCGAUGACAGUGGAAGUUGCUCACAGCAAGCUAAAGAGUGAGCCUCCGGGCACCUUCUUGAUCAGGGACAGCAGUCAGAACAAUUGCUUUUUCUCGCUCAGUGUGAGUACCCACGGCGAGGCCAUCAGCACCAGGAUACGGUUGCGGGACGGACUCUUCAGGCUGGAUUGCCACAACGAGUCGUUCGACUGUGUUAUGAAGUUAAUCGAACACUUUACAGUCUCGCCCCAGAAGUUUCUCGGCAAGCCUCUUCGGAAGGUCAGGUUGCAGUCUCUGCAGGAGAUCUGCAGGAAAAGGAUUAUUGAAUCAUUUGGGAAGGAGAACACUGCUCGGCUCCCGUUAAAUCCAUUUUUCAGAGAGUAUCUUGACGUCUUUCCAUUUCGGAUUUAAAAGCAGCAUUAUCCCCACCAGGACACGUGAAGAGGAGCUAAUGGAACCUGGGCAUUUUGGAGGGAUGGCCGCAAAUACCUGUCGUGUCCACACCUGGAUUACUGCCUUUUGUAGCAUCCUGUUUUACUUGAACAUUCUAACUGUUUACAUUGAAACGAUAUGUUUACACUAUGUGGGACUAAAACUCCCAUUGAUACUCUCUGCUAUGCAGAGUUUUGA